Molecule: messenger RNA, 1689 nt
Organism: Eremothecium cymbalariae DBVPG#7215
Lineage: Eukaryota; Fungi; Ascomycota; Saccharomycetes; Saccharomycetales; Saccharomycetaceae
Gene: STP1
Product: Stp1p
Exons: 1
Coding region: 1-1689 (562 amino acids)
Biological process (GO): regulation of transcription by RNA polymerase II
Cellular component (GO): nucleus
Molecular function (GO): RNA polymerase II cis-regulatory region sequence-specific DNA binding; DNA-binding transcription factor activity, RNA polymerase II-specific
Source: RefSeq, a predicted model, not a curated record
AUGUCGUCCGGGAAGUUGUUAGACACGGAGGAGUCUGUUAUUAGACGUGUGUCUCGUACGGUGGUGUCGUGGUUCAAAUCUCUUGCAGUGCAAGUGGCUAGUGGGGGUUCAGUAGUGGAGAAAGGGACGAAAGUUUGCAGUGAUGUGGGCUAUGGGAUUGAGAAGAGCAGGAGUUUGAAGUUGAAAGAUGGAGUUAAUGGCGUCGGAAGGAGGGGUGAGUUGUUACUGUUUCCGGCGAAGCACAAUGUGGAUCAAACUCUCGGUCUCAAGAGUUCUGUAAUUCCGUGCUCGAUCGAUUUUAGUAGUUUGCAGAGUCCUAUUUCUAUGAACAGAACGCCUGAUGGGAAUAUGGAGUGGAAAUUAAACACAGGGGCCCAGCUUGAUGCCAGGAUGCAACACGAGAAGCUUGAGGAGCCGUUAUCGCCAAGGAGUAGUAGUUCUACUGCGGUUCCUAGGGGAGAGGAUGGAGAGGGUGGUAAGGAAAAGUAUGUCUGUCACUACUGCGAUGCAGAGUUCCGCAUCCGGGGCUAUUUGACGCGUCAUAUAAAGAAGCACGCAGUUGAGAAAGCUUACCACUGUCCAUUUUUCAAUGGCUGCUCGCCUCCAGAAACUCGUUGCCACACUACUGGAGGCUUUUCAAGAAGAGAUACGUACAAGACACAUUUAAGGUCCAGGCAUUUUAUUUAUCCAGAGGGUGUGAAGACCCAAGAUCGCAACAGGUCUCCAGGUCAUUGUGCACACUGUGGGAAGUGGUUUGAAAAUACUUCGAAGUGGAUUGAAAAACACAUCGAAAGCGGUUACUGUACUGGCUUGCCUGAGGGCACAGUUUUGCCAGCUAAAAGUGCAAGGAAAGCGGGAAAGUUGAAAAUGAUCAAGACUUCUACGGGUCGUUCGCGGUUCAUUACUACUCAACAGAGUGUUGUGGAACCAAAGGUUUUACUGAAUAAAGAAGCAAUUGAAGCAAUGCAGAUUGUUGUUAAUGAAACGAACAGCAGCGGGCAACCAGCAUUGACUAAGUUAAGCGAUAAUAGGAUUAUGUUGAAUUCGACUAAUUUCAAGGGGGAGCCGAAGACCAAGAAGGCUGUGAAACGCCAAAGACGCAGGAAGUUUGAAGUAAACCCUUAUAUGAUAGCCCAGGCACCUUCUAGUGCGGCAUCAUUUAUUUCUAUGAACAGAGUAUCAACUACAUCUACUGCGCCCAAUCAUGUACUCAACGCACAGAUGCAGCACCAGAAUAUUCACUCUAUACCUAAUCAAAAUGUUAUGGCAAACUACUCAUUCACUACCCCUGAUGAAGCGCCAUUAGAUGAGAUAUGUCUUUCCUUAAACCCUUCACCAGCUGACGACGCAGGGUUGGAACCCGUCAGAUCUGCUUCUUCCUUAUCCUCUCACGAGUGCAAUCAAUCGACAGGAAACGACAUGAACAAACUCUUAUAUCCAUUAAUCACUUCUAACCCUCUCAAUCUAAACGACCCAUACUCAGUUCCCUUGGACGUCGAGCAAAUGGCCUUUACGAUACCCAUGGUAGAGCCAUCUACCACCGCUCCAACUUAUAGAUUUGAAGAGGAACCACAAAUAAACGUUAUCUUGAACAACCAGAUGGAUCCAGUAAAGCUAGGAGAACGGCAACUAAGAGAAACCCAACAAUACCUAAAAUUCUACAAUUAUAACUUUGACUCCAGUCUAUAA